Molecule: messenger RNA, 2735 nt
Organism: Closterium sp. NIES-67
Lineage: Eukaryota; Viridiplantae; Streptophyta; Zygnematophyceae; Desmidiales; Closteriaceae
Source: the annotation of a GenBank genome assembly
AGAUUUUGGCUGAACCCAGGCGUUUAGUGCAGAGCGCAGUUGCGUCUAUAUAGUAGCACCAAUCAUCGGAGAUUCGCGCUCCGAAUCUCGCCCGACGGAUUCCGGAAUCGUGCGAAUCUACUUCGGGAACCACUCACGAGCCCCCUCGCCUGCUGCACGCAUGUCGAAGCGCAAGCCCUCGCACGCAGCUGGAUAUUUCUACGACGGCAGCGAUGCCGCCAGUCCGAGGCCGUCGCCGGCAAUCAGGCCCUCGCCGCCUUCUUCUGACUAUCCCCCGUCUAUUAACUACCCCCCUUCCAACAACUAUCCCGCUUCGACUAACUAUCCCCCUUCCGCUUAUUAUCCCACUUCCACUAAUUAUAGCCAUUCCACUGACUACCCUCCUUCCACUAACUAUCCCUCUUCGACUAACUGUCACUCUUCUACUGCCUAUCCUCCUUCCACUAACUAUCCUCCUCCUACUAACUGCCCUCCUUCCUCUAACUACCCUCCUUCCUCUAACUACCCUCCUUCCUCUAACUACCCUCCUUCCGCUGCCUAUCCCCCGUCCAGUAACCAUCCGCCCUCUCCGUCCCCCCCUCAGCUUCUCCGCUGCGAGCAGCGGCGGCCCGGUCACUUAGCCUACCACCCUCUCCUCCCGCACCACGCGAUCGACUUCCUCGCCUUCCUGGAUCGCAGCCCGCCGUGCGACGUCGCGAGCCUCUUUCGCGAGCUCUUGCGCGACCUGGCGACGCGAAGCCUGCGCGACUUCCACCUGCGGAUCGCUGGCGAGCAGCCGACGCACUGGCGCGGAGGGGGCCGCGGAGGGGGGCCCGGAGGGGGGCGCGGAGGGGGGCGCGGACAUGACAGGGGCAGCGGUCGCUAUGGCUCCCCGCACUCGGGCCGGGGUCCGCCGUUCAGGGAGGGUCGGGCGGACGGGGGGUUUCCGCCAGGGGCCAGCAGCGGCGGCGGCGACGGCGGGCAUGCACAGAGGCCGUUUGUGGUGGAGGUGAUGUUUGGGGAGGAGCACGAGGGGCCCGUGGCGGUAGACGUGCCGCACGGGUGCAUCGCCUGUAACCCCCUCGCUCCGCUCUUCCCCGCUGCUGCUGGCGCUGGCGCGGGCGCGGGCGCGGGCGCGGAUGCUGGGGCAAGGGCAGGUGUAGACGCAGGUGGAGAGCCAGGAAGAGGCGCGCAGGGGGUGGGCCCGGUAGGGGGUACAAGGUCGGGCGAAUCGGGGGCUGGUGGAAAGGCGGAGGGUGAGGAGACAUGUGAUGCGCAACAGCAUGGGCGUGAGAACGAGGUGCAGGGGGGAGAGGAUGGCGCACGGGCGACAGGAGCAGCAGCUGCAGCAGGGGGGGACGUUGAUGCGGUGAUGACAUCAGGAGACCUGAUCUUGCGUGAGUACGAGGCAGACCAGCCACACGUGCGAGUGUCCCUGGACGCACAGGGCCGAGCCGGGCUGAUCAUAACCCCCGUGCGGCACGUGGAAUCCCUAGUGGACCUGGACGAUAGUGAACUAUACGAGUUCUUUCACACUGCUAUUGCUGCAGUGCAGCAGGAGAAGGUGGUCUGCUCCCGCAUGGUGGUUAACCACGGGUCGUACCGCAACCUGCCGCACCUGCACCUCAAGGUGUUUUUGGAGGAGGACUCGUUUGAGGAGGCGAAGAGAGGGUGGGAGGGGGAGAGGGCGGCUAUGUGGGAGAGGCUGAUGCGGGUGAGGCCUGCCAAGACUGCAUUUGUGUGCAAGGCGUUUGUGCGGAGAGGGUGGUGCCACUUUGGGGAUAGCUGUAGGAAUUUGCACAGUAACCCCAGUGCGCAGUAGCCUGUGCAGAGUGGCGUGAUUUUGCCGUGGGGUUUUAAGCCUGAGGCUCAACCUCGAGGGUAAUGGUCAGCUCAGCUACGGUAGCUUGUGUCAGGUCUGUGAAGGGGACGUUGCGUGCAGGCGACGAGCAUUACAGCAGAUGUGGAAACCCACUUCUGCCAUCGGUCUUCCCAGUUUCAAACCAUCUAGCUCCACAUACGUCCUUCUGGCUUUGCUGCGCUUCCACAGUUUUACAUUCAAACGGUCGCAAGCGUUAGCGAACGGCGAUGACGGGAGGCGUGGAGCUGAGGCUGAACGGAGUGGUCGUGAAGGUGCACCCUGAGGAGGCGACGGCGGGAGAAAUCAGCGUCACAGCAGGAGGGAUGAUGGCGGAGCGAGUGGCGGAGUUGGAGGCGACGUUGAGGCAGCAGGUCGAGGCGAUGGGCGCAUUGAAUCGAGAGAUGCACGACAUGCGGCGCGCCAUGGCGUGGGCGGCGAAGGGGCCGUGGGAGACGGGGAGAGAAGGGAUCAAGGAAGGCGCUGCGAGUGGCGCGGCAGGGAAGGUAGAAGAGGCAGGGGCGGGCGGUAUUGCGGGGGAGCUCCCGCCGAUGGGCGCGCGAGUCGAGCUUCUAGCGCUGGUGGAAGGGCUUAUAGCGGAGCGGGUGAAGGGCGCGCGGUACGAGCUUGACUCACAAGCGGAGGGGUUGCGGGGACAGGUGCGGGCGACGAGGGCGGAGGCGAGGGGCGCGGCGAACGAGCUGUGCGCGGAGGUGGCGCGAGCGCGGGCAGCGGGGGAGAGGCAGGCGGCGGAGGUGGCGCGAUUGGGGGAGGCGAUAAAGAGGCAGGCGGCGGAGGUGGCGGAUGUGCGCGCGACUGCGGCGCACUCGGAGGCGCGGAUGAACGACGUGGAGCUGGCGCUGGCGGACCUGAAGGACGCGCGGGAGACGAGGCGCGG